UGAGAGCUGCGUUCAGGCGUUUUGUGCGCAUGCGGAAGUCCGGCGCGCCGCUCAUUGGCCGAAGAUGACAUCAUGCAGCCCCAGAUCUAUUGUUGGAAAGAGGAUGAGCUCAUCGUUGAAGAAGACGCCAGUUUCACAUAGAAGAGCCGAGAGAGGAGGACGCACGGAGAGGCGACGCACGGACCUUGAUCCAUCAGAAGGCAACAAACUCCUGCAACAGACUCCUCAUCCUCCCUCCUGCACGAGAACGGGACUCUGCAGAAGGACGCUUCGAAUAUGGUUUGGUCUCAGGAGAGAGAUGCUGAUCGGACCCCGAUGUCCGUCAUCCUGCCUCGACUCUACCUCGGAGCGGAGAGGGACGUGACGCAGGACCAGCUCGCCUCCAUGGGCAUCUCCUACGUGCUGAGCGUGAGCCGCUGCAGCCCCCAGCCCUCCUUUCUGCCGUGCUCCAGAUACCUCCGCAUCCCAAUUGAUGACUCCCUGCGGGACGACCUGCUGCCCUGGAUCCCACAGGCCCUUCACUUCAUUGAUGCAGCCAUGUCCUCGGGGGCCUCGGUGUUGGUGCACUGUGCAGCAGGAAUCUCCCGGUCACCGGCUCUGGCCGUAGCCUACAUCAUGUACAGUCUGGAGAUGGACCUGGACCACGCCUACAGGUUUGUUAAAGAGCGUCGUCCUUCCAUUUCCCCUAACUUCAACUUCCUGGGUCAGCUGCAGCACUUCCAGGGAGCCCUGAGCCAGAAGGCCUCCGGCGGCGACUUCUUCAUCCAGCAGAUGGACAAUCGGAAACCCUCCGCCGCCGACCGGGUUAACUGCUCCCAGAGCAGCAGUCAGAACAACAACCGUCAAGCUGACGGUGUCAGCGGGGGCUCGGUGCACCACAAAGACAAAACGCAGCAGAGGCACGGUGGAAACCUGCAGCAGAAACCCCUGACUCUUUAUUUGACUCAGCACGUCCAGGCUCCGCGUGAGGCUUCGGCGCCGAGCCCCCGCGAGCCUGCGAAGCCGCUACCAAAGCCCACGCAACUACAACUCCCAUCAGGCUCGGCGUCUCUGUUGGAGAAGCGUAAAAGCCUCACGCUGUCUCUGACGCCUCUGGGAGCGGCGUGCCCUCCCUCAUCAGAAGGCAGCAGCCGGCAGGGAAGAGGGACCUCCACGUCACAGACUGUCCACAGCGGGGAGACGGGGGAGAGGACCGAGGCGAAGACACAGCGCAACGCCGGCUCCCACCGGCAGACGGGGGGCGCCGACAGAGAGCAGAGUCCCUCCCACAGCAAGUGCAGCCGAGCCGAGGUGAAGGAGCAGGGCCUGCUGUCGCCAUUCAGCUUCACCCUCAGCAAGCUGUUAGACUGGGGGGAGAGGGUGCUGCUGGGGGGGGUGUUCGUCCACCCCGUGAGGAUGGGGCAGCCUGCGAUACCGUACAGCUGCUGAGGGCGAGGUUUAGCUAGCGGGCGAAGGCGAGUGGUAUUUGUGCAUGUUUGUCAAAGGAAAAACCAAACCAAGGUACAUACGUACUGAGAGAACCAUUGUCUUCUAUUUAUUUAUUUAUUGCAGAGCUGAAUUUUAAGACGUAUAGAGGAAACCUCCACAUGAAUGCAUCUCGUUUAUUACGUCCCGACAGCGGUCCGCUUGUCCCGUCAUUUGUAAAAGGCAGGUUAUUUUAAAAGAGUUUUGGCACAACGGCUUGAAAUGAAUUUGCUGAUUAUUAAAGAUGUUGUUUCAA
Molecule: messenger RNA, 1720 nt
Organism: Mugil cephalus (flathead mullet)
Lineage: Eukaryota; Metazoa; Chordata; Actinopteri; Mugiliformes; Mugilidae
Product: probable dual specificity protein phosphatase DDB_G0281963
Exons: 5
Coding region: 277-1428 (383 amino acids)
Biological process (GO): protein dephosphorylation; negative regulation of MAPK cascade
Cellular component (GO): cytoplasm
Molecular function (GO): protein tyrosine/threonine phosphatase activity; MAP kinase tyrosine/serine/threonine phosphatase activity
Source: RefSeq, a predicted model, not a curated record